Phlebotomus papatasi is the source of this 979-nucleotide messenger RNA. RefSeq names its product protein obstructor-E-like. The record is from RefSeq and is a predicted model, not a curated record. Gene Ontology annotation, molecular function: chitin binding. Bases 62 to 907 code for a protein of 281 amino acids. Gene Ontology annotation, cellular component: extracellular region. The transcript has 3 exons. Lineage: Eukaryota; Metazoa; Arthropoda; Insecta; Diptera; Psychodidae.
AAUCUAUUUGUGAUUUUUUUGUUGCUAUUAUCAUCAUUAGAAGUGACUUUUUCAUACGAUCAUGCGACAGUGUGAAAGGUUGAUUAUCUUGGCUCUUGUGAGCCUUCAAGUGAAUCUAAUAGUGGGUGCUGAUUUGGUAGCACCGGAAGGCUUUUGUACUGAUCUACCUCCAGGUCACUAUCCCUUCGAAGGAGACUGCAACGGAUUUAUCUACUGUGAAGCAGACGGAACAGGUACGGCUGGACGAUGUAUUGAUGACCUUCACUUUAAACCAGGAGCAAAUCCUGGUGAAGGAGUAUGCACAUACCCCGAUUUAGCUGGUUGCGAUCCAAAUGCUGGUGGAAAUACUACGACAUGUGCUGAGGGAGACUUUUGGGAGCAGAGAGUUAAUGAAACCUGCAACAGAUACAUCAGAUGUCUAAAUGGUGUUAUCGAGGAACGCCAGUGUGCUGGAGAUUUGCACUGGGAUUCAGCAACGCAGCAGUGCACAACACCAGAACUUUCUGACUGUCCCUAUCCUAUCUGCUCGGAAAAUCCAACUCCAGGAGAAAUUGAAAAACUCCCUCAUCCUACAGAUUGCACAAUGUACUAUAUUUGCAUGGAUCAGGAACCUAUUCAACAGAAUUGUGCACCUGGACAGCAUUUCGACAGGAUAAACAGAUGGUGUACAACACCCGAAGAGGCAGGAUGUGAACUCGGAUCAGGACCUGCACCAACUGAUCCACCAACAACAGAAGGACCUGGAGUAACAGAGGGACCUGGAGAAACAGAAGCACCGACAGAAGGACCUGGAGAUACUACUGAAGCAACUGACCCAACAACUCCAGAACCUGACACAACAACCCCGGAACCUGACACAACAACUCCGGAACCUGACACAACGACGACAGAAGAGCCAGCACCGUAAUUUAGAUUAUGUUUAAUUUAUAUUAUUUGACUAGUUUUUUUUGUGUCAUUUAUUAAACUAGUGCCUGAAAAA